AAAAGCUAGCCUUAGCUUUCCUAAUUGCCUGUGUUACAACAGAAUGGAUUUAACUUUAAAGGGCAGGUGCUUUGAUUGUCAGUUUCGUUUAUCCAGAAGUGGAACUGACGACAUACAAAUUUAGGGUGAGGUGAUGAGCAUAAAGAUACUAGGUGCCUACCAUAACGAUACCAGGUGCCUACUAUAACACGAUGUCGUCUGUGGUUUCUCAAUAUGUUACUAAAAUUAUCUGUGGAAAUCAAGGAUGUUUGGACUUCAAGCAGCUUGACCAAAUCGUUGGUCAAAAGUUCACUUGUGCAAAUGAGGUCCUACUUGGAAUACUUCGUGACAGCAGAAAAUAUGCCAUCAGUGAAGGCAAAGAAAAGGCUUCGGGUUGUGUUAUGAGCCAGGACAGUGUUAUUGUUGCUAAGACUUCACUACGAGUCUGUCAAACCUCUCAUAAAGAGUGUCAUCAGUGCGAUAAUUUACACAUAUGCAGCCACUUUGUGUGCGGUAACUGCAAGUACGGGAACAAGUGCAAAAAGGCCCACAGUCUAGAUUGCCCACACAACGCAGCUAUUAUAAGUGAGGUGGGUCACCAUGACCUGGGGGAGGCAGAGCUGUUCCAACUUCUGCUGCAGAACGACCCCUACCUGAUGCCUGAGAUCUGCUCCCAUUACAACAAGCGCGUUGGUGAGCAUGGCAUCUGCAAGUUUAAAAGCAGCUGCACAAAACUCCACCUCUGCCUGCACUUCCUCCAGGGUGACUGUAGGUUUGGUGCUGGUUGUAAGAGGGCCCACACGUUCGAUGCCCCUGCAAUGAAGAUUCUAAACAGCAGAGGAUUCAGCCAAGAGAACAUCAAGAUCCUCCACAAUAUCUACAAGAAUAAAUUCAUCAUAACUCACCAAGAAAAUCCAGCUGCUGUAGCACCUUCCCUUGCUCCAGUCAUGAUGCCAGUUGAGAAACAUCAGCCCUCCUCCAGCUCCACCAGUGAGACUGACAGGAAUGAAAUCUGCCUCUUCUUCAUCCGCAGUCGCUGCAGCUUCAAAGACACAUGUGUCCGUGUCCACUACCAUCUGCCUUACAAAUGGCAGAUCUUAGAUGGAGUGACUUGGAGAGACCUGGACAAUGUAGAGGAGAUUGAGAAGGCCUACUGUAACCCACAAAAUGACACAAGUGGAGGAAGUAAGCCUGUGAACUUCCUCACCAUGACAUGUGGAAGCCCUCCAGUUCGUCGUCUGUCCACUGUUUCAUCAGUCACCAAACCCCCUAACUUCAUCCUCACAACAGAAUGGCUGUGGUACUGGAGAAAUGACUGUGGCCAGUGGAUAGAGUAUGGCCAUGAGGGUGGUGAGGGGAAUGUGACCUCUGUCAUUUCCCAGACCCUGGAGAAUGCUUACCAAACUGACUCUGACAGCGAGAUUCCAUUUGAAUCUGGAGAUCAGAAGUACAUUCUCAGUCUCAAAGAGAUGCAUCAGCAGAAUAUUAGAUUUAAAACCAAAAGAGCAAUUUGUAGAAGGCCCUGUUUUCUCUCUAAGGAAGAUGUGAAUGACAAGCUGAAGAGUGAGUCUGAGAGCUCCAGCUCCUCUGUGACUGUCCCUCCACACUGGGACAAAGGAGUCUUGUCUGACGCCACAGACUACAAGCUGGUUACACUCUCAAGCCAGAUAGAAGAGUACCAAAAGUUGGAGACGCUAUUCAAAAAUACCAUGGCCAGCAGCACCAUCCACAGCAUCAAACGGAUCCAGAACCCCUCACUCUGGAGGGUCUUCCAGUGGCAGAAGGAACAGAUGAUGAAGAAGAAUGGCGGGAAACUGGUUGAUGAGAGAGAAUUGUUCCACGGCACAGAUCACUCUAUCAUAGAUGUCAUCUGUGAACAGAACUUUGACUGGAGGACCUGCGGUGUGAAUGGAACACUUUAUGGCCUAGGGAGCUACUUUGCUAGAGAUGCCUCAUACUCUAACGCGUACAUAAGAUCUCAGAGCAGCAGUAAGAAGAUUAUGUUUGUGGUUCUGGUCUUGGUUGGAGAGUUCACCAAUGGGUGUCGAACAUACCGUCGUCCACCUCAGAAAAGCACCAGCAAGGUCCUCUAUGACAGCUGUGUCGACUCAGAAAACAACCCAUCCAUUUUUGUUGUGUUUGAGAAACAGCAGAUUUAUCCUGAAUACCUAAUUGAGUACUCCUAAAAUCCACAGGGGUCCAUACCAAUGUCUUCCACUGAAGACAACUGAUAUUUUGUGACUUGCUAACAGUCCUCACAUGCUCUACCUACUGUAUUUCUGUUAUUUCUGUAUUGAAAUGGGGCUAGUGAUUUAUUGAAUUGGGGCUAGUGGUUUAUUGAAUUUGGGCUAGUGGUUUAUUGAAUUGGGGCUAGUGGUUUAUUGAAUUGGGGCUAGUGGUUUAUUGAAAUGGGGCUAAUGGUUUAUUGAAUUGGGGCUAGCGGUUUAUUGAAAUGGGGCUAGUGAUUUAUUGAAAUGGGGCUAUUGAUUUAUUGAAUUGGGGCUAGUGGUUUAUUGAAUUGGGGCUAGUUUUGGGGUAUUUUUUUAUUAUUAUUUUGGGCUCUUUUAAUCCAUUUCGCCAGUUCAGUGCUAUAGCAUGGUUGAAAUUUAAAGGCAAUGUUCCCACGCUCACAGUCGCUUUGUCACGCCCUGGUCUUAGUAUUUUGUGUUUCCUUUAUUUUGGUCAGGCCAGGGUGUGACAUGGGUUUAUUAUGUGGUGUGUUUUGUCUUGUUUUUUGUAGGUAUUGGGAUUGUGAAUUAGUAGGGUCUUUUUUGUUUUUUUUUUGUUUAGGUUUUCGUGUUACGUUUAUUGUUUUUGAAUCUAAAAUAACCAUGCUGCGUUUUGGUCCGAUCCCUGCUACACCUCCUCGUCAGAGUAGGAGAUAGAAGAAAACCGUAACAGAAUCACCCACCACAAAAGGACCAAGCAGCAUGGUGACAGGCAGUGGCAGCAGGAGCAACAAGGUCUGGAUUAUACGACUUGGGAGGAAAUAGACAGGUGGGCGGUCGACCCAGGGAGAGUGCCGGAGCCCGCCUUGGAUUCGCUGAAGCAGUGCGAGGAAGGUUAUAGGAGAAUGGAGUUGGAGAAACGAACACGGCGGCGUGGAAGGAAGCCCGAGAGUCAGCCCCAAACAUUUAUUGGGGGGAGGCACAGGGAGAGUGUGGCAGAGUCAGGAGUCAGACCUGAGCCAACUCCCCCUGUUUAUCGUGAGGAGCCAAGGAGGAGACCAGAACCAGACCCGGUGUUGGAGGUGAGCGAAGCAGAGACUGUGAAGGAGUUAAUGGGGAAAUUGGAGGAGAGAGUUAUGAGGGAGUUGCUGUGUUGGUGCUUUAGGCACGGAAUUCGCCCGACGGAGCCUGUCGGGGAUUUGAUGGCACCUGGGUCAGCGCUCCAUACUCGUCCUGAGGUGUGUGUUAGUCGGCUGGUGAAGAUUGUGCCAGCCUCACGCACCAGGCCUCCUGUGCACCUCCCUAGCCUUGCACGUCCUGUGCCAGCCCUGCUCUCAAGAUCUCCAGUACGCCUUCACGGUCCAGUCCAUCCUGUGCCACCUCCACACACCAGCCCUCCGGUGGCAGCUCCCCGCACCAGGCUUCCUGUGCGUGUUCUCGGCCCAGUACCACCAGUGCCAGCACCACGCACCAGGCCUUCAGUGCGCUUCGCCUGUUUAGCGCUGCCAGAGCCUUCCUCCUCUCCAGCGCUGCCAGAGUCUCCCGCCUGUUUAGCGCUGCCAGAGCCUUCCUCCUCUCUAGCGCUGCCGGAGUCUCCCGCCUGUUUAGCGCUGCCAGAGCCUUCCUCCUCUACAGCGCUGCUGGAGUCUCCUGCCUGUUCAGAGCUGCCAGUCUGCAUGGAGCUGCCAGUCUGCACGGAGCUGCCAGUCUGCAUGGAGCAGCCAGCCAACUACCUGCCUGAGCUACCCCUCAGUCCCGAGCUACCCCUCAGUCCCGAGCUACCCCUCAGUCCCGAGCUGCCCCUCAGUCCCGAGCUGCCCCUCAGUCCCGAGCUGCCCCUCAGUCCCGAGCUGCCCCUCAGUCCAGUGGGGUCCUUGGUGAGGGUUACUAGGCCAAGGUCGGCGGCGAGGGUCGCCAAUCAAAGGACGCGAUGCAGGUGGACUAAGACUUUGUUGGAGUGGGGUCCACGUCCCGCGCCGGAUCCGCCACCGUGGACAGACGCCCAUCCGGAACCUCCCCUAUGGGUUUAGGUGUGCGUCCGGGAGUCCGCACCAUGGGGGGUCGGGGGGUUCUGUCACGCCCUGGUCUUAGUAUUUUGUGUUUCCUUUGUUAUUUUGGUCAGGCUAGGGUGUGACAUGGGUUUAUUAUGUGGUGUGUUUUGUCUUGGGUUUUUUGUAGGUAUUGGGAUUGUGAAUUAGUAGGGUUAUCUAGAAAAGUCUAUCAAUCAGAGGCAGGUGUUUAUCAUUGUCUCUGAUUGGGAACCAUAUUUAGGCAGCCAUAUUCUUUGAGUGUUUGGUGGGUGAUUGUUCCUGUCUCUGUGUUAGUUUGCACCAGAUUAGGCUGUUUAGGUUUUCGUGUUACGUUUGUUUUUGUACUGUUCGUGUUCUUAUUCAUUAAACAUGAAUCUAAAUAA
This is a messenger RNA of Oncorhynchus keta (chum salmon), 4560 nucleotides long. RefSeq names its product protein mono-ADP-ribosyltransferase PARP12-like. NCBI's taxonomy places the organism in Eukaryota, Metazoa, Chordata, Actinopteri, Salmoniformes, Salmonidae. The transcript is spliced from 12 exons. The coding region runs from base 192 to 2165 and encodes 657 amino acids. The record is from RefSeq and is a predicted model, not a curated record. Gene Ontology annotation, molecular function: metal ion binding; NAD+ poly-ADP-ribosyltransferase activity.